AUGGGGAAAAGUGACGGUUACGACCGUUGGGUUUCGAAGAAGCCAAUGACUGCCGGGAGCGGAGAGUUUAAGACGCUCAGGCCUGCGCUUCUCAGGUCGGUCGGGGAUCGCACCGGCUCGGAGCUGACGCUCCCUCGGGAGCCGAGUGGGACUGUCUGCGUCCCUCUCUCCACCCCAGGCAAAUCCGGCUCCAAGAUUCAGACCACCCCCAGCAAACCCGGCGGGGACCGCUAUAUCCCCCAUCGCAGUGCGACCCAGAUGGAGGUGGCCAGCUUCCUCCUGAGUAAGGAGAACAACCAUUCGGAAAACAGCCAGACGCCCACCAAGAAGGAACAUCAGAAAGCCUGGGCUUUGAACCUGAACGGUUUUGACGUGGAGGAAGCCAAGAUCCUUCGGCUCAGCGGGAAACCACAAAAAGUUCCAGAGGGUUACGAGAACAGACUGAAAGUCCUCUACAGCCAGAAGGCCACGCCCGGCUCUAGCAAGAGGACCUGCCGCUACAUCCCUUCCCUGCCGGACCGGAUCCUGGAUGCCCCUGAAAUCCGCAACGACUAUUACCUGAACCUGGUGGAUUGGAGCUCGGGGAAUGUGCUGGCCGUGGCAUUGGACAACAGUGUGUACUUGUGGAGCGCCAGCACUGGCGACAUCCUGCAGCUGCUGCAGAUGGAGCAGCCUGGAGACUAUGUUUCUUCUGUGUCCUGGAUCAAGGAGGGCAACUACCUGGCUGUGGGCACCAGCAGUGCGGAGGUUCAGCUAUGGGAUGUGCAGCAGCAGAAGCGGCUUCGGAACAUGACCAGUCAUUCUGCCCGAGUGGGCGCCCUGUGUUGGAAUAGCUACAUACUGUCCAGUGGCUCACGCUCCGGUCACAUCCAUCACCAUGAUGUUCGGGUAGCAGAACACCAUGUGGCCACACUGAGUGGUCACAGCCAGGAAGUGUGUGGGCUGCGCUGGUCCCCAGAUGGACGACAUUUGGCCAGUGGUGGCAAUGAUAACUUGGUCAAUGUGUGGCCUAGUGCUGCUUUAGAGGCGGGCUGGGUUCCCCUGCAGACAUUCACCCAGCACCAAGGGGCUGUCAAGGCUGUAGCUUGGUGUCCCUGGCAGUCCAAUAUACUGGCAACUGGAGGGGGCACCAGUGAUCGGCACAUUCGCAUCUGGAACGUCUGCUCUGGGGCCUGUCUGAAUGCUGUGGAUGCCCACUCCCAGGUGUGCUCCAUCCUCUGGUCUUCCCACUACAAGGAACUUAUCUCAGGUCAUGGCUUUGCCCAGAACCAACUGGUUAUUUGGAAGUACCCAACCAUGGUCAAGGUGGCUGAGCUCAAAGGUCACACAGCCCGGGUCCUGAGUUUGGCCAUGAGUCCAGAUGGGGCCACGGUGGCAUCAGCAGCAGCAGAUGAGACCCUACGCAUGUGGCGCUGCUUUGAGUUGGACCCUGCACGGCGGCGGGAGCGGGAAAAGGCUAGUGCACCCAAAAGCAGCCUUAUCCAUCAAGGCAUCCGUUGAGGACCAACUCAUCACUUCAGUUUUUAUGUUUGCUUUUUUUAUUUUUCUAAUAAAGUCAUGUCUCUCUUCUCCUUG
Myotis brandtii (Brandt's bat) is the source of this 1575-nucleotide messenger RNA. RefSeq names its product cell division cycle 20 (gene CDC20). The transcript has 10 exons. Gene Ontology annotation, biological process: positive regulation of anaphase-promoting complex-dependent catabolic process; anaphase-promoting complex-dependent catabolic process; positive regulation of ubiquitin protein ligase activity. NCBI's taxonomy places the organism in Eukaryota, Metazoa, Chordata, Mammalia, Chiroptera, Vespertilionidae. The record is from RefSeq and is a predicted model, not a curated record. Gene Ontology annotation, cellular component: anaphase-promoting complex. Bases 1 to 1500 code for a protein of 499 amino acids. Gene Ontology annotation, molecular function: ubiquitin ligase activator activity; anaphase-promoting complex binding; protein binding.